CUCGGUGGCGUCAACAUCGCGAGUGUCUCAAAUAAAACUAAUAACACCACCAUGGGCUUGGUCGGGGUUCAAAAUGAUAUUAAAAUAUUAUUUUAUAUUGUGAACUCAAUUAUUGGGUUAGUCCCCGGAUUUCUGACGUUAUCCUACGGCGUGGCGUUUGGAGUCAACUUCGGGAUGCAAUUCGGACCGUUCCCCUUAGUUCUCAUAGUGGCUGGGGUCAUUGUGCUUGGCGCCACCGCGCUCGGAUACUACGGGGCCAUCAAGGAACACAGAAUAACGCUUUACAUUUAUUCCGGUCUAUCGGCACUGGCAGCGGUGGGGGACCUCGUGACGUAUGUGGUGAUGGAGCCUACGAACCCCAGGAUGGACCCUACACUGCUGGCUACGCCGCUCGUGCAUCUUGGCCUAUCGUUACUGGCGCUAGGACUGGCUGUUACCCUAGCCAGACGAGAUCGCAACGAUAUCAGCUACGAGUAGAAGUGUUUACACACUGUCCGAUCCGAUGUCGGAUGUCGGAUGAUCUUUAGAGAAAAGCAGCUGCUUAAGUGCCCGAUAGCAUAGUGUUUCUUUUUUGGUUUCAGGUUACCUUUUGAAU
This is a messenger RNA of Cydia fagiglandana, 595 nucleotides long. RefSeq lists its product as uncharacterized. The transcript is spliced from 4 exons. The coding region runs from base 52 to 477 and encodes 141 amino acids. The record is from RefSeq and is a predicted model, not a curated record. Lineage: Eukaryota; Metazoa; Arthropoda; Insecta; Lepidoptera; Tortricidae.